Stegastes partitus (bicolor damselfish) is the source of this 2579-nucleotide messenger RNA. RefSeq names its product myosin-7-like. Gene Ontology annotation, biological process: actin filament organization. The transcript has 21 exons. The annotation marks the transcript as partial. Gene Ontology annotation, molecular function: actin filament binding; microfilament motor activity; ATP binding. The record is from RefSeq and is a predicted model, not a curated record. Gene Ontology annotation, cellular component: myosin complex; membrane; cytoplasm. NCBI's taxonomy places the organism in Eukaryota, Metazoa, Chordata, Actinopteri, Pomacentridae.
UAUAAAGAGAACUCAUGGUGAAACCCCCGGACAGGUCACCAUUCUAUCUCAAGGACCGUUACACCUCAGUCUUCUCAGUAGGGAUUGCAAAGACAAGGUGAAAAAUGGGUGACGCUGCCAUGAAAGAGUUUGGGGCAGCAGCUCCGUACCUGAGGAAGUCAGAUAAGGAGCGUCUGGAGGCCCAGACUCGUCCAUUUGACAUGAAGAAGGAGUGUUUUGUUCCUGAUGCUGACGAGGAAUAUGUGAAGGCUUCUAUCACCAGCCGUGAGGGGGACAAAGUCACCGCUCAGACUGAGAGAGGGAAGACUGUCACAGUGAAGGAGUGUGAUGUGCACCCUCAGAACCCGCCAAAGUUUGAUAAAAUUGAAGACAUGGCGAUGUUCACCUUCCUCCAUGAGCCCGCUGUGCUGUUUAACCUCAAAGAGCGUUACGCAGCAUGGAUGAUCUAUACCUACUCGGGGCUGUUCUGUGUGACUGUCAACCCCUACAAGUGGCUGCCAGUCUACAAUCAAGAGGUGGUUGUUGCCUAUAGAGGAAAGAAAAGGACUGAAGCUCCUCCUCACAUCUUCUCCAUCUCUGACAAUGCCUACCAGUACAUGCUAACUGACAGAGAAAAUCAGUCAAUUCUCAUCACUGGAGAAUCUGGUGCCGGGAAAACUGUCAACACCAAGAGAGUCAUCCAGUACUUUGCCAGCAUUGCAGCUGGAGGAGGAGGGAAAAAGGAAGCAGGCUCUGAGAAAAAGGGUACUCUGGAAGAUCAAAUCAUCCAGGCUAACCCUGCUCUGGAGGCCUUUGGGAAUGCCAAAACCAUCAGGAAUGACAACUCUUCCAGAUUUGGCAAAUUCAUCAGAAUUCACUUUGCAGCCAGUGGAAAGCUGGCCUCAGCUGAUAUUGAAACAUAUCUGCUGGAAAAGUCCCGUGUCACCUUUCAGCUUAAGGCCGAGAGAGAUUAUCACAUCUUCUAUCAGAUCCUGUCUCAGAAGAAACCUGAGCUGCUUGAGAUGCUGCUCAUCACCAACAACCCCUAUGACUAUGCGUUCAUCUCCCAAGGAGAGACAACUGUAGCCUCAAUUAAUGAUGCUGAAGAGCUGAUGGCCACUGAUGACGCCUUUGAUGUGUUGGGCUUCACUCAAGAAGAGAAGAACGGCAUUUACAAGCUGACUGGUGCCAUCAUGCACUACGGUAACAUGAAGUUUAAGCAAAAGCAGCGUGAAGAGCAAGCUGAGGCUGAUGGCACUGAAGAUGCUGACAAAGUAGCCUACCUGAUGGGCCUGAACUCUGCUGACCUCAUCAAAGGUCUCUGUCACCCAAGAGUCAAAGUAGGAAAUGAGUGGGUCACCAAGGGACAAAAUGUUCAGCAGGUGUACUAUGCUAUCGGUGCACUGUCGAAGGCAGUGUAUGAGAAGAUGUUCCUGUGGAUGGUGGUGAGAAUUAACCAUUCUCUAGACACCAAACAGCCCCGCCAGUACUUCAUUGGUGUGUUGGACAUCGCAGGAUUUGAGAUCUUUGAUUUCAACACCUUUGAGCAGCUGUGCAUCAACUUCACCAAUGAGAAACUGCAACAGUUUUUCAACCAUCACAUGUUCGUGCUGGAGCAGGAAGAGUACAAGAAAGAGGGCAUUGAAUGGACUUUCAUAGACUUUGGUAUGGAUCUGCAGGCCUGUAUUGACCUGAUUGAAAAGCCCAUGGGUAUCAUGUCCAUCCUUGAAGAGGAAUGCAUGUUCCCCAAAGCCAGUGACUCCACCUUCAAAGCCAAGCUCUAUGACAACCACCUGGGGAAAUCCAACAACUUCCAGAAGCCCAGAGUUGUCAAAGGCAAACCAGAGGCCCAUUUUGCCCUGGUUCACUACGCUGGAACUGUUGAUUAUAAUAUCAACAACUGGCUGGUGAAAAACAAGGAUCCUCUGAAUGAGACUGUUGUUGGUCUCUUCCAGAAGUCUAACCUCAAGAUUUUGUCUUUCCUCUUCGCAAAUUAUGCUGGAGCUGAGUCAGCUCAGGAUUCUGGUGGAAAGGCAAAAGGUGGUACCAAGAAGAAAGGUUCAUCCUUCCAAACUGUAUCAGCUCUGCACAGGGAGAACCUGAACAAGCUGAUGACCAACUUGAGGUCUACUCACCCUCACUUUGUGCGCUGCCUCAUCCCCAACGAGACCAAGACUCCUGGGGCCAUGGAGAACCCUCUGGUGAUGCACCAACUGCGCUGUAACGGUGUGCUGGAAGGCAUCAGGAUCUGUAGAAAGGGCUUCCCCAACAGGAUCCUGUACGGAGAUUUCAAACAGAGAUAUCGCAUCCUGAAUCCUGCUGCCAUCCCUGAUGGCCAGUUCAUUGACAGCAGGAAGGGAGCUGAAAAACUUCUCGGGUCUCUGGAUAUUGAUCACAGCCAAUACAAGUUUGGACACACUAAGGUGUUCUUUAAGGCUGGUCUUCUUGGCCAACUGGAAGAGAUGAGGGAUGAUCGUUUGUCACUCAUCAUCACUGGAAUUCAGGCCAGAUCCAGAGGUCUGCUGGCACGAGUGGAGUUCCAGAAGAUUGUUGAGAGGAGGGAUGCUCUUCUUGUGAUCCAGUGGAACAUCCGUGCAUUC